AGGGUUCCCGCGGGGUUUUAAAAGGUAGUUAAUUAAAAUAGGCUAAAUUAUGGCCAGUAAAAAGUAGUAAAAGGUAGUAAACGUAAUCUGACGUGGUAGUAAAUUUUUUUUGACCCCCAUCCAACUGGGCCUAUGUGUUUUCUAAUUCGUUUAAUUAACCUGCAUGCCAUAAUAUCCAUAAAUUACUACAUUUGGGCGAAUUUAUUUUUAUGUAUCAAGGAGGACCGCAGUGAGGAGUUGGUGGCGCAUGCGCAUUGAAUUCCAAUAACGGUCGAAUCCAGUAUAAAUUUAUACCAGAGAUUGUUUAGUACAAGACUGACUUUGUUUAUACGGCUCUAGUCGAAUCUAUCUGUUCACCCGACUGGCAACAUCUGCACGAGAAUUAAACAAUGGGGAAAUGCAAAUUUUCAGACCUCUGGCUGGAGGAACCUGAUUUUAGAGACUGGCUAAAGGCGGUAGAUGGCAAUCGGCGAGAGGCGUUCUGCAUAGUGUGCAAGAAAACUAUUAGCAUUACCUGGAUGGGAGUGAAGGCUAUUAGGUCCCACAUGGAAUCGAAUAUCCACCAGGGAAGGAUGCGUGGACGAAAUAGACAGCUACCUCUGUCGUUGUUUUGCCGAGGCACUUCUGCGACUACUACGGUCACAACGCCCUCAAUCUUGCCUGCUCCGAUAAACCCUGAAUCCACCGUUGGUAAUACUACCGCCAUGGCUACCACCAGCCUUUCAGGACAUCAGACGGUCAUAACUGGCACUGACUCGCUUGAGGCUGAGGUACUGUGGUGUUUGGAUUUGGCGGUGAAACACCACUUCUUCAGUUCUAACGAAGGCAUCGGAGAUCUGUUUCGGAGGAUGUUCCCGGACUCCCAGAUCGCCAAAUCAUUUGCUUUGGCCAGUGACCAAACCAGUGGCAGCAGCAACUUAAGGAGGGAAGGAAGGACAGCAACCUCAAGACUGGACCUCACAUCAGCAAUGGAUCGAAACACUAACAACGUGUGGGCAUAUAGGCCAACUAAUGCAAUGGGGGAGAACAGAGAGAGUCCAACAGAGGAUGCAGUGGAGAACGCUGAGCAACCAAUGGAGGAUGCAAUGGUGGAAAAUGUAGAGCGACUAACGGAGGAUGCAACGGUGGAGAACAGAGAGCAACCCUGUCCUGAUUUUGUCAUCCCAGAGCAUUUUGGUGCUUUUGACAAUUCAGUGUCAUUGUACUCUGGCUUUGACAACAGCACCCUCACCUCUCCAUGGCACCCUACUAUGUCCCAGACUUGUGACUGUACCAUGCUAACAACUUUGAAUAUACCAGAUGUUCCAAGUGAGCCUGCAGAUGGCCCCUCUGCAUCACACCAAUCUGAGGAUGACUCCUGCCAGGACAGUCUGACCAAACAAGCUACUGCUAUUGUGUUGACUGCAAGAGAAAGACACCAUCUUUCGCAGACUGGUGUGAAUGAAGUUGUGGCUGCAAUGCAACAGUACCAAGCUUUGUUGGUGACCAAUCUGAGGAGUCGGCUACAAAGAGUAUUCCAACAACACCAGGGAAGUGAACUUGAAAAGGAGGCUCUGGCGGUAUUUGACCAGUUGGAGGAUCCGUUUGCCUCUGUUUCAACAACGUACAGGCAGGACUGUGUGAUUAAGGACUAUUUCCAUUUUGUAGAGUCAGAGGAAGUUACUGUUGGGUAUACUGCUUGCUUUCUUAAAAAAGGAGCAAAAAGAGUCCUCUCUACCAGACCCAAAUGUUUUCAGUAUGUUCCUCUGAUCAGAAGUCUGGAGCAGUUAUUGUCCCAUCCAAAAGUCCUGGCAAUGAUAGAUGAGCCACAGAAAUACAGAAGUGGGUAUUUGUAUGACAGUACAGAUGGUGAAUUCAUGAAAUCACACCCCUUAUUUUCUGCCCGACCCUCUGCCUUACAGAUAAUCCUUUACUCUGACGAAAUUGAACUUUGCAACCCGCUUGGGUCUCAUGCUUCCAAGAAUAAGUUGGUAAUGUUUUAUUAUACACUUGGAAACAUUAAUCCAAAAUAUAGAUCAAAACUGGCUUCAAUUCGCCUACUCGCCAUUGCAAAGAAGAGAGAACUCUCUGAAUGUGGAGUUGAUGGAAUUUUGGGAAGGCUGCAUGAGGACCUAGUAAGGCUAUACGAGGGUGUUAGAAUUCAAAUUGGGGAUGGUGAACGUGAAAUAUAUGGAGCAUUAGUUUCUAUAUGUGGGGACACUUUAGCUCAGCAUGAGCUUUGUGGUUUUAAAGAGGGUGUUGGUUUUGUUUUCAAGAAAUGUAGGCAGUGUGAAUGUACAUUUGAGGACAUGCAGUUGUAUUUUGAUGAGGAUUACUUUGAAGAAAGAAACAUAGAGAGACAUAUGCGGCAGUGUAGUGAUAUUGAGAAGGCCAAUACUGAGUAUCUCAGAAACAGUUUAAAAACUACAUUUGGGAUCAACAGAAGGAGUAAACUGGUAGAAUUCCCAGCUUUUAACUUGAUCCAACAAACACCCCAAGACAUCAUGCACGUAAUUCUGGAAGGCAUUGCCCCAUUAGAAAUAAAAUGUGUGAUGAAACACUUAGUACUUUUAGGACUACUUGACUUGGAUGUUCUCAAUAGUGUGUUACUUGCAUUUCCCUACUCUCUACUUGAUGUCAGAGAUAAACCAAGCCCUAUAAGCUAUAGCACAUUAGCAUCCAGUGACAAUAAAUUAAAGCAAUCCUCAGGCCAAAUGAUUGUUCUACUUAAAAUUCUUCCAUUUCUGAUUGAUAGAGUUAAAGGUAAUGAGUACCACACAGUCAUUCUUGAGCUGAUAGAAAUAGUUCAAAUUUUGUUUGCUCCUGUUAUUGGUCUACAGACUAUCAACAAAUUGAAAACACUCAUUGAACAGCACCUAACACAUAUGAAGAACCUUUUCCCAGAUAACAACAUCACUCCAAAGCAACAUUAUUUGAUUCAUAUUCCAUCUCAGAUUAAGCUACUGGGACCAAUUGUCUGUCAUAUGUGCAUGAGAUUUGAAUCAAAGCAUUGCUUUUUCAAACAGUGGGCUUCAAAACUAAACUUUAAAAAUGUUUGCAAGUCCUUAAUAAGGCAUAAUCAAAUGUAUGAAUGCUGUCAGAAUGUUAGUAGUUCCGAACACCCUAUUUUUUCAAAUGAUUGUACAUUGGGACCGAUAUCAGAAAUAAGCAACAUGUCAUACUUAAAAGAAAAAAUGAGAGCCUUUCUUGGAAAUGAUGAGGUAAACCAUGCAGUGUCUGUAAAAUGGAUUAAUCUAAAUGGCAACAAAUACAUACGGGAAAAGUCAUUAAUUGUGAGUGAUGUUAAUUCUGAUCUGCCAGAAUUUGGACUUUUAAGACAUAUCUAUGUGAUUAAUUCAUCAUUGUUUUGUUUUGAGUUCAUGCAGUACAACACCAUUUGUUAUAAUAGAGAUUAUAUGGCAUAUCAAUUAGAGAUCCCAAACUUGGCACAAGCAACUGAACUGAUAUCUGUCAAUAACCUUGUAGAUUUCACUCCGUAUUACAGCUUUACUCACAAGGAUAUGGUCUUUGUCCCAAUGAAAUAUUACCUCGGAGAUGUGAUUGGGCUACACAAAGCCUCAUCUGAUGUAUAAAAGGCACACUGUUAUUCUGCUAUUAGCUGUGGCUCAUAUUCAGUCAUGGAAAUUUGGCAAAAAGUUAUUGAAAUGUUAUAAAAUUCAUUUAGUGGGCAACACAGAACUGGUUAAUAGCUUUUUCUAAAUCAGUCAACUGUA
Molecule: messenger RNA, 3713 nt
Organism: Neoarius graeffei (lesser salmon catfish)
Lineage: Eukaryota; Metazoa; Chordata; Actinopteri; Siluriformes; Ariidae
Exons: 5
Coding region: 390-3572 (1060 amino acids)
Source: RefSeq, a predicted model, not a curated record